This is a messenger RNA of Tarenaya hassleriana, 1259 nucleotides long. Its product is annotated as mechanosensitive ion channel protein 2, chloroplastic. Gene Ontology annotation, cellular component: membrane. Bases 93 to 1259 code for a protein of 388 amino acids. The transcript has 10 exons. Gene Ontology annotation, biological process: transmembrane transport. NCBI's taxonomy places the organism in Eukaryota, Viridiplantae, Streptophyta, Magnoliopsida, Brassicales, Cleomaceae. The record is from RefSeq and is a predicted model, not a curated record.
GGUUUUUGGUUAUAUGCAGGUCUUACAAUGCCAUUCAAAAUUUCCCUGUUGUAUAUAAGUUGGUUCCGGCUGUUGCCCUUCUUAUUUUCUCGAUGUGGGGUGUAGUGCCACUUGUUCGUCAAGGAAGAAACCAACUAUUCAAUAAGAGUGAUAACAACUGGAAGAAGAGUAGUACGUACCAUGUUAUGACUUCGUAUAUUCAACCUCUGCUGCUGUGGUUAGGAGCCUUAUUCAUCUGCAGAGCGUUAGAUCCUGUUGUCUUACCCACUGAAGCAAGCCAAGUUGUGAAGGACCGGCUUUUGAAUUUCGUGAGAUCAUUGUCAACUGUACUAGCUUUCGCUUACUGCUUGUCGAGUCUUAUCCAACAAACCCAGAAGUUGUUCACAGAGACAAGUGACCCGAAUGAUACAAGAAAUAUGGGAUUCCAAUUUGCGGGGAAAGCCAUUUACUCUGCAGUAUGGGUUGCUGCUAUUUCCCUAUUCAUGGAGUUGUUGGGUUUCUCUACGCAAAAGUGGCUCACUGCUGGAGGUCUUGGGACAGUUCUGAUUACUCUUGCUGGCAGAGAGAUACUCACAAACUUCCUUUCAAGUGUUAUGAUUCAUGCAACUCGACCGUUUGUUGUGAACGAGUGGAUCCAAACCAAGAUUGAAGGUUAUGAAGUUUCUGGUACAGUUGAGCAUGUGGGUUGGUGGUCACCGACCAUCAUAAGGGGUGAAGACCGAGAAGCAGUUCAUAUCCCGAACCACAAGUUCACAGUCAAUGUUGUCAGAAAUCUUACCCAGAAAACUCACUGGCGUAUCAAAACUCACCUAGCCAUCAGCCACUUGGAUGUUAGCAAAAUAAAUAAUAUCGUAGCUGACAUGCGGAAGGUAUUGGCCAAGAACCCUCAAGUUGAGCAGCAGAGGUUGCAUAGACGAGUAUUCCUUGAUAAUGUUGACCCCGAGAACCAGGCCCUCUUGAUACUGAUCUCGUGUUUUGUGAAAACGUCUCACCACGAAGAAUACUUAUGUGUGAAGGAAGCCAUAAUGUUGGAUCUUCUUAGAGUCAUAAGCCACCACCGAGCACGUCUUGCUACACCAAUCCGUACAAUAAGAAAGAUGUAUUCUGACUCUGACUUGGAGAACCCACCCUUCGGAGAUUCGAUAUACAACCAAGGUGGUGUUUCGUCCAGACGGCCAUUGUUACUAAUCGAACCUUCUUACAAAAUCAACGGAGAAGACAGAUCAAAAUCUCAAAACCGGGCAUCAAAAUUAUAUUGA